Monascus purpureus is the source of this 1686-nucleotide messenger RNA. Lineage: Eukaryota; Fungi; Ascomycota; Eurotiomycetes; Eurotiales; Aspergillaceae. The record is from the annotation of a GenBank genome assembly.
AUUACAACUACUUCUCGUCCAUUAUUGGCAACCCUCGAACAAAAUGGGUGGCGAUCUGAACUUGAAGAAAUCAUGGCAUCCCUCCCUCCUCCGCAACCAAGAACGGGUAUGGGCAGAGGAAAAGCGCGCCCUAGAAGAACGCAAACGCAUCGACCAACUCCGUCGUGAACGAGAUGAAGAACGCCAAAUACAAGAACUGCAGCGGCUUCAAGAAGCCUCGGGGAAACCCAAGCAGCACCAGCGCGUCGACUGGAUGUACCAGGCUCCUUCGAGCGCGACAGGCCACUACUCUGAGGAAAUGGAAGGGUAUCUUCUUGGCAAGAGGAGGAUUGAUUCGAUUUUGUUGAAGAAUGAAGAGAGCAGUAAGAAGCUCGAGAAGGGUGUCGAUGCGGUUACGACGGCGGCUCAGACUGGUGGUGGUGCUGUUCUUUCGGCGCGGGACACUAUGACUAAGGUCCGGUCUGAUCCGUUGCUGGAGGUGAAGAAGAGGGAGCAGGCGGCGUACGAGGCUGCAUUGCAGAUGUCGAUAAGGCGGCAACAGAGAGCUGAGCGGCGGGAGAAGAAGGAGAGGAGUCGUCAGUCGACACAUGAGAGACGAGGUAGGGAUGAGGAAGAAGAUUCACAUCGGCGGCACCGAAGGCAUCACCGACAUCGUUCUCGGUCUCGGUCUCCAGUGUCACCGGAUCGGGAGUCGCGUAGGCGACGGAGGAAUGAUUCCCGUGAUGAUUGGCAUAGGAGAGAGGAUAGGGAUUAUCGCCGACACAGGGAUGAUAGGGAUCGGAGGGACGACAGGUAUCGACACAACAGAGAUAGAGGUGAGAGGGGUCACAGAGAUGAUAGAGAUUAUCAUCACUCUAGCAAGUAUAGCGACCGUGAUGUGCGAGACCGCUCCCGCUCUGGGCGUCGCGAUUCAUAUCACCGACGGUCUCCAUCAGCAUCUUCGUCCGCCUCAUAUGAAAGAGUUCGCCCAUCCAGUCGGCGCUCGAGCGGCGAAAAUCCCCCUUCUAAGCCAUCUUACGAUACGAAGAAUCAUUCAAACGGAGAACAAAACUACACUCGAAAAGAUACCAGACCCCGUCACGGAGACUACAAACGACAACCGUUCCAUCGAGGCUCUGACCGCAGCAACGAUGAGGCCAAGAAAGCCCAGCUAGAAGAAGAGCGUAAGAGAAAACUCGCCGAAAUGCAGUCCAACGCCGAGGAAAUGGAAGACACCCGCCGCCAGCGCGUGAAAGACAUCACAGCCAUAGAAGAGCAGCAGCGAUUGGAAGAGGACAAGCAUCGGUCUGACCGGGGACGGUUUGUGUCUCAACUGCAUCGCCGCGCUCAGGAGGACAGUUUGGAUGAGAGGAUUAGGAGGAGCAGAGGUGGCUUAGCUAAGUUGGAUGAAGAUUGAGAUCCAUCCUUCUUUAAUUUUCAUUUCUUCCUACUUGUUUUUGCCUUGGGGGUACCUAAGGUCUAUGUGGAUUUUUCAUGAAUGAAUCCGUGGUGUUUUCAUCCCUUUCCCUUUUCAUCUGGCGUCAUCGGAUCAGGACAGGGCGCUAUUCAUUACACACAAUUCAAAUAGUUGAAACUGGCAAUGGAACUAUACCCAUAUCUCAUUCAUAAAGAUAAAUACCUUGAAUUUCUAUGAGGUUCACUGGAUGUGCUAUUGUUGGUAUGUUGUAGUUCUAGUGAGGAUUUCAC